Molecule: messenger RNA, 783 nt
Organism: Lepisosteus oculatus (spotted gar)
Lineage: Eukaryota; Metazoa; Chordata; Actinopteri; Semionotiformes; Lepisosteidae
Source: RefSeq, a predicted model, not a curated record
GAGACAGGAGCAGAGUGAGCGUGAGGGAGAGAGCGAGGGAGAGGCACCGAGAGAGGGAACGGGACACCGUCGGCAUCACAGUCAGGGAGAGCUCUCUCUCCAGGAGCCGGCGCGCAUCAGUGGGAAGAAAGAGAUUUUUGUCGUCGGCUUUUUUGGGAGGGGGUUCUGUCUUCCUCUCCCCCCCUCCCCCCUGUCCUCUCCUCUCCUCUCCUCUCCCCUCAUCCUCCAAACCCUGCUCCCUUCGUCGGGCCGACCCCCCCGGGCAUGCUCCUUAAGCCCAAGUAUGACCGCUUUCGCAACGACUCCGUGACCUCCUCCGAUGACCUGAUGCAGAACUUAGCCAUGAGCGGCAAAGUGGCCAGCACGCCGGCCAGCUCCGCCUCCCCCGCGCCCCUGCCGCCGCCGCCGCCCACCCUCGGACCCCUGGGCCGCCACCCCUACCCCCCACCUGCCCUGGCGGAGUCCCCCUGCCCGGAGGCGGACCAGGAUGGGACCACCACCUUCUGCAUGCUCAUCCCCAGGAUGCCGCAGUGGAAGUUCUCCAACGCGUCGGCCUUCCUCAGCAGGAGCCCGUCCAGCUCCAGCUCCAGCUCCAGCGGCAGCGGCGGGAAGGACGCCGGGGCCAAGAGCGCCCCCCAGGGGACAGCCGGGCCCGCGGCCCCGUCCAGCGGCCCCGUGGCCAGCCUGGCGGCCGUUCUGAACUCCUGUGACCCGGUGUGCGUCACCCCUUGUUCCCUGCAGGCCGUGAGCAGGCUGCGCGGCGCGGCGGGCAGCGGCCCCGGG